CUGCUGAAGAAUUUGUGUUCUCUUUGGGUCUUGCAGUUUGGUCUCUCUGGUUGGAACCAUUGCUUUGCCCAUCCGCCUUGGCCAGGAGCAACUCACAGAGGGCUACUGGUAGGGACACAGAUACGUAGGUGGGAGGGGAAAAGGGGAGGGAAAGAGUAAAGCCAAGAGAAAAAUCUGCCUUUUUAUGGUCCCCUGAAAAUCCCCAAGCAUUCCUCCUAGCUUGGUUCCCUCCUCUUAACUCUGAACAGACCAACGUCUUUUCUCCCACCCACCCAGGCGGCUUCCUGCAAGCAAAAUCACAACCAGCUUUUAAGGCUUGCGCUGCUCCUCCUGCUGCCUUUUGCUAAGAUGAACAUGAAAGCUGUUGUGGUUCUUCUCCUCUUAGCCUUGGCUACCAUUUUUGCUUUAGUGUGCGUUUUGCUGACUAAAAAGGAGAAAAGCACCAAGUGUGUCCUCUCUGAGCCGCAGAACCCUCCAGAGGACAUCUCCACAGAUCAGAGCAAGAUCUUUGCUGACCUGACAGCAGACGAGAUGAUCCGGGUGGUGGAAUACCUCAAAGACCAUCUUGGCGUCCACCUGGAAGAUGCUUUUUAUGCCAAACCAUCGGAUAAUUGUAUUUACUAUCUAGAUCUACACCUCCCCACUAAAACAGAAGUACUUAGCUUCCUCAACCGUGGAACGGACCGACCGUCUCGAGAGGCAUUGGCUGUGGUGUACUUUGGAAACCAACCAGAUCCAAAUAUCACAGAAUACAUAGUGGGUCCUCUUCCGCUUCCAACGUACCAUCGAGACAUCACCCUGAGGAAAUUUGGCAAGAAGGUGCCAUACCACAGCAGGCCGGUGACGGAGAGAGAGUACAGAGAUAUUGAUAUUUUCAUUUUCCAAGCGCUUGCAGAGGUCUCCAGCCUCCUUCAAGCAUGCUGUGAAUAUAAUGGGACAAACUUAGCUACUCUGACUACAGCUCCUCGAGGGUUUGUGUCCGGUGACAGAGCCACCUGGUUUGUCCUGUUCCACAAUGUGGUGGGCAGUGGCUACUACAUCCAUCCUAUUGGUCUGGAGGUGCUUGUGAACCACAGCAGUCUCAGCAUCUCAGAGUGGACAAUUGAGAAAGUGUUCUAUAAUGGUCAGUAUUAUCAGGACCUGGCCCAGCUGAAGAAGGAGUUCAACGAGGGACGGGUGAAGGAGGUCAGAGUGAAGAUGGCCAGGCAGCAUGAUUUUGCUUCCACAAAGCCUUCCAAGCUUUCUCAUCCAGGCCCUUUUCAGUUUGAACCCCAUGGAAUACGCUACAAGGUACACGGCAGCCAUGUUUCCUGGCAAUCGUGGGCGUUUACCUUUGGGAUGAAUGUAAACACAGGGCCACGUCUCUUUGACAUCCGAUUUGACAAUCAGCGGAUUGUCUAUGAGCUGAGUCUGCAAGAAGCCCUUGCCAUUUAUGGCUCCAACUGUCCUGGAGGAAUGGUGACCAGGUACAUGGAUGGCAGUCUAGGCAUUGGGAGGUUUGCUUAUGAGCUAGUUCGAGGUGUGGACUGCCCCUACAUGGCCACUUAUGUGGACCGACAUUACUUGAUAGACUCAGACACGCCAAAACUGAACAAGAACUCCUUCUGCAUCUUUGAGCAUGACAUGGGUGUGCCUCUGCGUCGUCAUUUUUCUAACUUGGGGUCUUUCUAUUAUGGAGGGAUUCCUAAGUAUGCUCUGGUCGUGAGGUCCAUUUCGACCCUUAUCAACUAUGACUAUGUCUGGGAUUUUGUGUUCUAUCAAAAUGGUGCUAUAGAAGUCAAAGUCCAUGCCACUGGAUAUAUCAGUUCUUCAUUCUUCACUGCGGGUGGUAAUGCAUAUGGCAACAGGGUAGGGGAACACACGCUUGGAACCAUGCACAACCAUUUGAUAAACUACAAAGUUGACUUGGAUGUAGGAGGUAAGUCCCAUAUAUACUGGUAGGAGGUCUUUCACAAACUGGCAUCCUAAAUAGAACCAGGGUGCAGUGUUAAACUGUUGCCAAUUUCA
Anolis sagrei ordinatus is the source of this 2007-nucleotide messenger RNA. The record is from RefSeq and is a predicted model, not a curated record. Lineage: Eukaryota; Metazoa; Chordata; Lepidosauria; Squamata; Anolidae.